This is a messenger RNA of Dendronephthya gigantea, 3190 nucleotides long. RefSeq names its product putative ankyrin repeat protein RF_0381. The record is from RefSeq and is a predicted model, not a curated record. NCBI's taxonomy places the organism in Eukaryota, Metazoa, Cnidaria, Anthozoa, Malacalcyonacea, Nephtheidae. Gene Ontology annotation, molecular function: protein binding. The transcript is spliced from 2 exons. Bases 74 to 3190 code for a protein of 1038 amino acids. Gene Ontology annotation, cellular component: cytoplasm.
CGCUGAUGUAAAUGGAAAAAAUGUUGAUGAGAGGACAGUUCUGCACGAUGCUGUCACAGAAAGUACCCUUGAGAUGGUUAGAUAUCUUGUAGAAAACGGCGCUGAUGUGAAUACCAAGUUUACAGACGGGUGGACAGUGCUGCACUCAGCUGUUAAUAAAGAUAGGCUAGAAAUUGUGAAACAUCUUGUUGAAAACGGCGCUGAUGUAAACGGAAAGGAUACUUACGGUUGGACAGUGCUUCACAGUGCAGUUACUAAUGGGUCGUUAGAAAUGAUAAGAUAUCUCAUUAAAAACGGCGCAGAUGUAAAUGGUAAGGAAAAUAGCGGGUGGACAGUGCUCUACUACGCUGUCACUGAAGGUUCGCCUGAAAUUGCAAAACAUCUCGUUGAAAACGGCGCUGAUGUCAAUGGGAAGAGUAUUGAUGAGACUACAGUGCUUCACGAUGCUGUUUUGGAAAGUACACUGGAAAUGGCAAAAUAUCUUGUUGAAAAGGGCGCAGAUGUAAAUAGCCAGAAUGCUCGCGGGUGGACAGUGCUACACAGCGCUGUUACUAAAGGUACGCUAGAGAUGCUUAAAUAUCUUGUUGAAAAGGGAGCUGAUGUGAAUGGCAAGAUGACUAAUGGUUGGACAGUGCUGCACUCUGCUGUUGCUCAAGGUUCUCUGGAAAUAGUAAAAUAUCUUAUUGAAGAAGGUGCCGAUUUUAAUGGAAAGGAUUCUGACGGGUGUACAGUGCUGCACAUUGCGGUCACCAAAGCUACGCUUGAAAUCGUAAAAUAUCUUGUUGAAAAAGGCGCUAGUGUAAAUCAAAAGGAUACUGACGGGUGGACAGUGCUGCACAGUGCUUGUAGUAAAGGUACGCUAGAAAUAGUGGAAUACCUUGUCAGAAGAGGGGCUGAUGUAAAUGGCAAAAAUUCUAAUGGUUCGACAGUGCUCCAGAUUGCUUGUACAAAAAGUACUCAAGAAAUAGUGAAAUAUAUUGUUGAAAAGAGCGCGGAUGUAAAUGGUAAGAAAGAUAACAGUGGGGGAGUGCCGCACAAUGCUAGCACUGGAAAUACGCUGGAAAUGGUAAAAUUCCUUAUAGAAAAUGGCGCUGAUGUAAAUGGCAAUAAUACUACCGGCUGGACAGUGCUGCACACUGCUGUUGCAAAAGGUUCCCUAGAAAUUGUGGAAUAUCUCGUUGAAAAAGGCGCUGAUGUAAAUGGAAAGAAUGCUAACGGCUGCACAGUACUACACUGUGCUGUUUCUGAAUGUACACUUGGAACGGUGAAAUAUCUUGUUGAAAAAGGCGCUGAUGCAAAUGGAAACGAUAAUGACAGGUCGUCCGUACUGCACUGUGCUGUUACUGAAGUGCUGAACGCCGCUGUUUCAGAGGGUACCCAAGAAAUCGUAAAAUAUCUCGUUGAAAAAAAAGCUGAAGUGAAUGGAAAGAAGACUGCCGGUUGGACAGUGCUUCACAAUGCUGUUACGAAUAGUACGCUAGAUAUGGUAGAAUAUCUUGUUCAAAACGGCGCUGAUGUAAAUGGAGAGAAAACUGACGGGAGUACAGUGCUUCAAAGUGCUGUUACUAAAGGCACGCUGGAAAUAGUAAAAUACCUCGUGGAAAAAGGUGCUGAUGUUAAUGGUAAGAAGACUAAUGGUUGGACAGUGCUUCACAAUGCUGUUACGAAUUGUAUGCCAGAAAUGGCGAAAUAUCUCGUUGAAAACGGCGCUGAUGUAAAUGGAACGAAUGCGCACGGUUGGACAGUGCUUCAUCAUGCUGUUACGAAUGGUACGCUGGAAAUGGUGAAAUAUCUCCUUGAAAACGGCGCUAAUGUAAAUGGAAAGAGUGUUUACGGUUGGACAGCGCUGCACGCUGCUGUUACUAAAGGUACGCUGGAAAUAGUAAAAUGUCUUGUGGGAAAAGGUGGCGAUGUAAAUGCAAAGGAUACUAGCAGGUGGACAGCGCUGCACUUUGCUGUUGCUGAAGGUACGCUAGAAAUGGUGAAAUACCUCGUUGAAAAGAAAGCCGAUGUGAAUGGUAAGAUUACUAACGGGUGGACAGUGCUGCACGUCGCUGUUACUUCAGGUACGCUGGAGAUGGUAAAAUAUCUUGUUGAAAAAGGUGCUGAUGUUAAUGGCGAGGAUACUAACGGAUUAACAGUUUUACAUUAUGCUGUUACUAAAGGUAGUCUAGAAAUGGUAAAAUAUCUCGUUGAAAACGGCGCUGGUGUAAAUUGCAGUAAGAGUGAUGGGUGGACAGUGUUACACGUCGCUGUUACGAAUGGUUCGCUAGAAAUGGUAAAAUAUCUCGUUGAAAACCACGCUCGAGUUAAUGCUAAAGAUAAUAACGGGUUGACAGUCCUGCACUAUGCUGUUACUAACGGUACGUUAGAAAUGGUGAGAUAUCUUGUUGAAAACGGCGCUGAUACCAAUGGCAAGGUUAGUGACGGGUGGACAGUACUACACUCUGCCAUUACUCAAUGUAUGCUAGACAUGGAAAAACAUCCAGUUGAAAGAGGUGCUUAUAUCAAUACUAAGGAUACUGGCGGUUGGACAGUGCUGCAAGGUGUUAUCACUUUUGGUAGUCUAGCAUUUAUAAAAAAUCUUUUCGAACAAAGCGCUCAGCUAUAUGGAAAGAAGGCUAACGGCUGGACAGUGUUGCACUCUGCUGUUACUAAAGGUACGCUAGAACUGGUGAAAUAUCUCGUUGAAAAGGGCGCUAAUGUGAAUGGCACGAUGACUGACGGUUGGACAGUGCUGCACAGUGCUGUGUCUGAAGGUAGGCUGGAGAUAGCAAAAUAUCUUGUAGAAAUGGGUGCUGGUGUAAAUGGAAAAAGAACUGAUGGAUGGUUAGUAUUCCACGCUGCUAUCGAUGCUCGCAGACUGGAAAUUGUCAUGUAUUUACUUGAACAAGGUGCUGUUAUAACUCCGAAAAGUAAUAUCGGUGUUCAUGCUCUUGUCUUGGACGUCCUGAAGAUGGCUCUGGCAAACAAUUCCGUCGUUUUGUUCAAUCGCUUAUGGGAAAAGAACAACGCUUUGUGGAGAGCUGGAACAUUUCUUUUUGAAGAAAGGCAAAUAAGUCUUCUUGAAUGGAGUAUUCACCUUGGUCAUGACGAAAUUGCAACUAUCCUCAAAAAGUCCGUAAAACAUCGCGAGCAAAUUCAAAUGUUAAAAGCAAGGAAUUGUAACCAGUUAGACAAGGUAAUAUAG